Messenger RNA from Mercurialis annua (annual mercury), 2924 nucleotides. Its product is annotated as protein OBERON 3. Lineage: Eukaryota; Viridiplantae; Streptophyta; Magnoliopsida; Malpighiales; Euphorbiaceae. The transcript has 2 exons. The record is from RefSeq and is a predicted model, not a curated record. Gene Ontology annotation, cellular component: nucleus. Bases 284 to 2716 code for a protein of 810 amino acids.
UAAUGCAUAGUGAAGAACAGUGAAAAAAAUAGAAAAUGUCAAUUUUUUUAAAGUAAAACUUUCCAUUUUCAAAUCGAGAAUCAAGAAAAUUAAAGGUACAUGAUAAAGAUCAAAGCUUUAUUAUUUAUUGUUUCAUUUUAGUUGAGCUAAAGAAUCAAGAAUCAUUUUUUAGUUAACCCCAAUUACAAAAACUUCAAUUGAAAAUCAAAAUCAUACACAAAAACCUUGAGAUUCUUGCAAAAAAGUUUCCAUUUUUGCCCAUUUUGUCUCUCUUCUAGUAGCCAUGUUUGGAGAGAAAGAUCAUGGUGGAGAGGGAGAGAGCUCAAGAAAUGAAGAGAGCCCAGAUGAGAAUUUAGGUUUAUCUCAAAAGGGUAUUCAUUUUUUUAGGGAUUCAAAUAUGGGUUUUGAUGGGUUUGUUUCCAAACCUCAAGAACUCACUCUUAGUUACCUUUGUGAAAAUCCUAAAUUCAAGGGUAAAGAGGUAAUCUUUCCAGAGAAUUCAGUUGAAAAUGGUGAUGCUGGUAAGUGGGUUGAGAGAGAUUUCAUGAAUUUGAGUGAAACCAAGUCUAAUAAUUCCUCUUCAAAGAGGGGAAUUCAUGAGCAUGAAGAUGAAGAAGAUGGUGAUUAUUGUUCUAGAGAGAAGAAGCCAAAAAUUGAGAGUAUUUUGAAUCUUUCUUUAGCUUUGCCUGAUGUUUCUUUAUCUUUAACUGCUUCAAAUGCAUUACCAAAUGGUGUUGAUCAUCAUGUUAUUAAGCCAAAACCUAGUAGGAGUGUUCAAUCUUUAGGUGCAGCACCUUCACACAACAAUAACCACACACAGACUACUUGUUCUAAUGAUUUCACUGCUGCUUCACUUUCUUACUCUUACUCUCACCCGUUUUCGCAUAAUCCGAGUUGCUCUAUGACUCGUAAUUCGACUGAGAAUUAUGAGUACUCUGUUGGUAGAGAUGAUCAAAUUUGGUGUGGGGGUGAAGGGACUAAUGGAUCUGUUCAUAGUAGGUUUAGGCCUAUUGGGGAUGGUCUUGUUGCUUUGAACAAUAAUAAUAAUCAUGGUGGUGGUAAUGGAGGGCUUUCGAUGAUUUCGAAUCAUAGAGUAGCUAAUAAGGAUUCCUGUACUAAUAAUAGUCUUCAUAGGACUGCUAGUUCGGAAAAUCUUUCAUUUUUUCCGUCUGAAUUGCCUGCUAGGCCGCGUGUUGAUGCUUAUUCAGGUGGGGAUUCUAGGAGGAGGGAUUCGGAUAAUUUGAGAGGUUUGGAAGGUGUAGAUGCUGGAGGGAAGGCGAGAAAACUCUCUAGACCCGAGAGAAUUCUCCGUGAGAUUGUCUCGGAGUCUGUUCCUAUUAUUGCUCAGAUAAUUCAGGAAUUGGCUGAGGAAACAUUAGAAUCAACCAAGGAGUAUUUGAAGAAUCUUAUUGUUAUACCUGAAAAGAGAGAUGAAUUAGUAGGCCUUCAGAACCGGCUCGGAAGAAGAUCUGAUCUUACUAAGGAGACUCUCCUGAAAUGCCAAAAGGAUCAGUUAGAAAUUUUGGUUGCAGUGAAAAUGGGGCUGGCAAGUUAUAUAUCCGGGAAGUUUAAGUUCCCUACAAUUGAAUUGGUGGAGAUUUUCUUGUAUGUUAGGUGCAGGAAUAUGAAUUGCAAGAGCCUAUUGCCCGUUGAUGACUGUGACUGUAAAUUUUGCUCUGCGAAUAAGGGAUUUUGCAGCUCGUGUAUGUGUCCAGUUUGUAUGAAUUUUGACUGCGCUAACAAUACUUGCAGCUGGGUGGGUUGUGAUGUUUGUUCGCAUUGGUGUCAUGCUGCUUGCGGUAUUCAGAAAAAUCUUAUUAGACCUGGUCCCAGCUUGAAAGGGCCAAAAGGAACUUCCGAGAUGCAAUUUCACUGUAUUGGGUGUAACCAUGCUUCCGAAAUGUUUGGAUUCGUUAAGGAUGUGUUUAUAUGCUGUGCAAAGGAUUGGGGUCUAGAAACCUUGAUUAAGGAACUUGAUUGUGUGAAGAAGAUUUUCAAGGGAAGUGAGGAUGUCAAAGGCAAAGAGUUGCAACUUAAGGCUGAGGAGUUGCUUUCUAAGCUUGAAAGUAAAACUAUUUCGUCUUCCGAUGCCUGUAACAUCAUUAUUCAGUUCUUCAACUAUGCAGACAGUCUCUCGGAUUUUCCUGCUCCUGGUCUAUCUGCAAAAGAAAUGAUGCCGACUGAAACCAGUCUGAGAAAAGGCAUGGCCACCCUAUCACCGGCUACAUCUCUCCCUCCUAAGUAUGCCAUGUACAAUAUCAGCUCUGCUGGCGGGAGGCGUGAUUCAAUUUCCAACGAUCUCCAACGAAAUGACCUUAAAGCUGCACUCCUAGGCGACUUGAAAAUGGAGGAUGAGUUUCAAAUGGGGAAGCUCUCGAAAAAGGACAGUGGAGGACUCGACAGCCUGGAAAGCAUUGUGAGGAUUAAGGAAGCAGAAGCGAGAAUGUUCCAGAGCAAGGCGGACGAAGCAAGAAGAGAGGCAGAAGGGUACCGACGGAUGAUUCGGGGCAAAUCCGAGAAGUUGGAAGAAGAAUAUUCAGAAAAGCUAUCGAAACUGUGUUUACAAGAGACCGAAGAAAGACGAAGGAAAAAACUAGAAGAAUUGAAGGGUUUGGAACAUUCGCAUGGUGAUUAUUACAACAUGAAGCUGAGAAUGCAAGCUGAAAUUGCUGGUUUGUUGGAGAGAAUGGAGGCCACAAAGCAGCAAAGAGUGUAACUUGACUUAAUCAUAUACUAUUUUUUUCUUUUAUUUAUUUAUUUUUGUUGACAGAGGUGCUUGGAGUGUGUAAUUUGCUUACAUAUUUGUGAUUUGAGUUCAAAAAAGCUUGUAUCUGCAAAUGCAAAGAGGCAUAGUUUUUUGUUGUUGUAAGGUUGAGCACUUGGAUUCAUGAUCAGUUUUAGUGGAUUCUUCGUGUAUUUGCUCA